Pocillopora meandrina is the source of this 7546-nucleotide messenger RNA. Lineage: Eukaryota; Metazoa; Cnidaria; Anthozoa; Scleractinia; Pocilloporidae. The record is from the annotation of a GenBank genome assembly.
CAUUUUCUAGGUUGCAUAAGAAAAUGGCUUCCUUCUUCGACUUUGCAAGAGGGCUGGAAGAACUCCAAUUCAUCUUCAUUCUCUCAAAGAUAAUGAUAGUAACGGGGGUGAUUGUUGCAGUCAGUCUUGUCUUUCUUAAAGCCGAAUAUGGAAGGUACUUUUCAUCGAAUUCAACACGGAAGUACGGCUUUGCAGUAGAUGCAAGAGUUGCAUGGUUUGUGCAAGAACUACCAGCCUUCGUCGUUCCAUGUCUGCUGCUGUUGUAUGCACGCAAAGACGUCUUUGGAUUGACUCCCAAUAUGACUCUGCUAUCGUUGUUUUUAUUGCAUUACACUCAAAGGUUAGCAUGCCCUAUAUACGUCCCGACCGCUAUGUUUCUUUCUACCGAUGAUAUUCACUGACCCCGUCGACAACCUGCAGUGAUCAAUAUCUAAAAUUCUCCUUACAGUCUUAGCAAAUCGACAAUCAAAUAACGUAUGAGAAUUGACAAAUCAAUCAUCCUUUCAAUAUUUCUUUCCAGGUCACUCAUUUAUCCAUGGCUUAUCAAAGGAGGGAAACCGACUCCUGUUUUUCUGUCAUUUCUGGCAUUUAUGUUUUGUGUAUUAAAUGGAUACAUGCAGGCAAGAUAUUUAACAAAAUAUGCUCGAUAUGAAAUGUCUUACGUAUCAAGUCCCCGCUUUGUUUGUGGUGUAGCGAUAUUUUUCAUGGGGAUGGCCAUCAACAUCCAUUCAGAUCACAUUCUGCGCAACUUAAGGAGACCUGGUGAAACAGGGUACAACAUUCCAAGAGGUAUUAUAUGAAAAGCUGAAUUAUACACCCAUUUUGAUUGAUUGAUACUUAUGAUUUACUGGACAGAUGCAUAGUUGAUGUCACCAUUAAAACAGCAAUUUGCUAUUUUAAUAUAUAAAAAAAUAUAGAUUCUAUGUUGCUUGGGUACAGUUGUAUUUCACCUUAAAGAAUCUUUCACAGUUGGUACUGGUGAACUGCAAGUCUUGCAAAUCAAGACAUUCCUUUUCACAUUGCAGCAUUUUUUUUUUCUCUUUGUAUCCGAAUCUGAUUAUUUCAUAUAUAAAUGUAAUUUCUAUCUUCCAGGUGGUAUGUUCACCUAUGUGUCAGGAGCCAAUUUUUUUGGUGAGAUAGUUGAAUGGGCUGGCUUUGCUAUAGCCUGUUGGUCACUUCCAAGCUUAGCCUUCUUCUUGUUUACUGCUUUUAACAUCGGCCCAAGAGCAGUUCAACAUCACAGGUAUCACAUGUGUAUCAAGAUGGUAGUUUUGCAUUUAUUUCCUCUGUUGGUUCUUAUUAUUUUCAAAAAGGGAAUACUGACACCAUUUGUAUUUCAGAUGUAUUCUUUAUUUAUGGGUUUGAUAAACAAUGUUAUAAACAUUUUGUGGUCCAGACUGUCUUGUUGUUCUUUUUUUCCAGUUUUUGUCAUCUUAAUGCCCAAAAGUUUAUGUUUUUAGGAAUGUUAAAAGAAUCUGAUGGAAACAGAUAAAGGCUGGUCAUUUAGGCAAUCUUUGCUGCUUUCACUCAAUAGGCAAACAUUAAGUUUUGCCACAGUGUGCUUAAUCAGCUUUUGAGUUGAAAAAAAAGUGUGGAAAGCAAAAUUGCCAUCCAGCAGAAUUGAACAAAAAGUCUGUCAAGGGUACUGUUAGAUAGUUACCAGCAAAAUAUGUUUUUUGUUGAGAGUCUCCUGAGACUCUGCAGGAGGCUUCUGUGUCUCUAUUGGAGGAAGGCAUUUCGAGUUUUCAGAGUUUUAACAUAACUUGACGUGUGGUCACCCAAAGGAGUGAAUUGUUGGGAAAAGUUUGGAUGCAAAAAACACCAGGUUCAAAUUAUGCGAAUAUGCCUCCUUUGAAUAAAUAGAAAAGUAAACUAUACAAGUUGCCUUGAAAUUUGGUACAAAGACUCCCAAGAUACCAACCUAAAAAACCAUGUGGGGGAAUUCCGUGUUUCAAAAUGGAUCUCCCACAAUGGCACCUGGGUAAUCCAUAUUGGGAAAAACAUUUUGGUUAGCAAACUUGACAGAUAAAUUGCAAAGAAACCAAUAAGAAAGUUAGAAAAUCCCCACAAAGUUUCGGAGAUCAACCCCUCAAGAUUGAAUUGAUUCACCAGUUGGCUGAUUGAGCGAUUGACCAACCAACCAAGUGACAGUGUUGACUUACAUGUCAGCCUGUAGUGUUAAUGAUUGGUUAUUCUAUGUAGUUAUUGUGUUGUUUGUCUUUGUUUACAACAGCCUUGUAAUGAUUUGUUUCACUUUCUUUCUUACAGCUGGUAUCUUACAAAGUUUGAAGAUUAUCCAAAGUCGCGUAAAGCUCUGAUUCCUUUUGUUUUAUGAAGCAAUAAAGAAAAUCAGGGAAGGGAUACAGUUAAUGAACAUUAAUUUUCAAAUUUAGAAUUGCUCCCUGAUGUAUCUUUUGUCUUACUGUGGAUUGAGAACCAACUUUUUUACAUCUAUGGUACUUAAUUAUGAUUUUUGUCCAUUUUUUUUUUUCAAGACUUAAGAUGCUUUGUGUCAGUAAAAAUAUUCCCACACCGUUGGUUAAGUCUCCCAUUCACUGUUCAGUAUUUUAUUGAACAACUCUUCCCCUAAUAAAUUAUUAUUCAUCAAAGAUUACGAGUGUGAGGUUUUUCUCUGUUGACACAUGUUUGCUACUAUGAUCUGUUUAGCUUGCAUGAAUGGGGAAAAAAUGGAGAGGGGAAUGCAAAAAACUUUACAUAAUAUGAAUUAUUAGAGUUGGUCAUUGAUGAGAUCUGAUCAGUUGAACACUUUCCCUUUUUUUUUGCCCUAUCUGUUUUCAGUUCAAAAGACAAUUUAAAUGUGUACCCCAAGAGUUCAGACAUUUUACAUUUACACAUUUUGGAUCCUUCGCCAUUCUUCCCUCUCCCGUGUCCCUCCCAUUUCCGAAUGAAACGCAGUUUAUGAAGCAUCGUUUAGAAUCGCGCGAUAUCCGCGCGUGAUCACGCUUUCCCAAGUGUGUUCCUGACGACCAACCACGACUCGGCGCUCUGUGUGAAAUCGAGGCUGGCCUUUCAAAAAUUUGCCGCCAUAUUUUGUUUCGCGAAGUUGUGAUUAUUUUUGAGAGUUUGUGAGUUUUCACGCUCGUAAGUCAAGUUGCGUUCCUUCACUGAGGAGUUAUGGUGGAUUUCAAAGUCUACAGGACGGUGUUAUGAAUAUUACAGAGUGUUUUCCAAUGAGGAAGCGACGAUCUAUCGACAAGACUCCCGGACGAUCUCACGACAAUUCAGGUAGUUCAUUUGGAAACCUUGCAAUUCUUUACAUGAAUUGUUAAUGUUUUUCAAAGUUUUAUCCAACGAUUUGUACCUUUGAACUAGCAGUCAGUGAACUUCAGUCGAUAAAAUGUGAUUUGCUUUAGAUUCAGCGUUGCAUGUUUGGUAUGAAAUGGCGAUAGUGAUGAAAGAAUUGAAAUGGCAUGUAGCUAGCGUGAAUGUUUUUUUUCAUGCCCAGUCAAGGAAUAGUGUUUCAUUUGUAUCGUCGUGCUGUGCAUGGACAUGAAUGCAGAAUACAAGGGGGGCUUUUUUCGGUUUUUGAGAUAAUUUGGUUUUAUCAACUUAGUCGAUAAUAUAAAUUGGUCGCAAUAAAGGGUUUCUAAAGCUGAUGUUUCGAGCGGCAGCCCUUCGUCCAUAUACAGACUAGGUUAGUGGCCUAAAAUCUCAAAGUCCUUAGACUGUUAGUCACAUAUUACGCCGUUAUCUAAUUACCGUCGUCAGAGCGAAUGUGUGGUUUGUGAACUGAGUGUUCGUUCACCUUAACGUCGUGGUCUUUUUUCUUUCAGCCCUCAACCGGUCUCCUCCUGUUAGUAGACUACGGCGAACUCCACGUCGCCUCGGAGGCAGCAGUUGUAAUAACUCACUGUUGGAUCAGUCUCUAGAGAUUGUAUGGGACAAUAAUUCACCAUCUCCUACAAGAUUUUCACAUGGUAUGUUAGGUUGUGGGUAUGUUAUAGAAGUGAAAUAUCAACCUGGCCCUGGGUAGUUCGUGGCUGGGUUACUAGAUAACCCAGGGUUAGUGUGAAAUUUGCUUUCAGAUCUGAAAGCUUUUACAGAAAAUUCAGUAACAAUUUUUUUUUGUCUACAAUUUGAUGAUUGGAUGCUAAUAAAAAUGAAAACAAGUCAAUGUUACAGAAAAUUUCCUGAACAGACAACUUCCCUAAAAGUCAUUUUUGCUUUCCUAAAAAAAGUGCAAUGUCACAUUUUCUCACUGGUUGAGCACUCCUUCAAUCUGUACCUGACACUUGUUUAUGUUGCCAACCAAUUGCUGUAUUGCUUAGCACAUACCUCCAAAAGAUUGCAUAAAAUAACAUUCUAGAACCUCUACAUUCCAAAAAUAACAUUUUAAGAAGGAGAAUAUCCUAAGACCUUGGGAAGAGGCUCUCGGAUUGUCAGCUGUCUAUUCUCUGACUCGUUAGGAAAGCUCAUUGACUUCUAAAAUUUUUAUUGGUUUGGACCUUUUGUCAUGCAAUCGAGGGAGAAGCCCAUCCAUUUUUUUCAUGUGAGUGUGUUCAAGGAAAUAAACUGUGUACUCAAGUAAAUUUUUCUGUUGAUUUGAAAGGGAAAAGGAAGAAACACCAUGGAAGUGACAGUAGUAGCAGUGGGGGUGAAAUUUCAGAUUUGGUACAAAAGUUGGCUGAUAAGGUAAAUGGAGUACAGGGAUGUGUUUGGAUAACGUUAAUUUAUUUCUUUAGCUACAGUCUUGGAAUCACAUGUACUCUAAGUAACAUCAGUAGUAAUAUGUUAACUAAUUAAUGAUAAGAUUCUGGUUGACAGUCAAUUGAUGGUCAAAGGUCAACUGACAUUUAACCAAUAUUGAGGCGUUGGUAGAGAUGUGAGCUAACUCUUGGGAUAUGUAGAUAUCAACUUAUUGUUGGCUGAGUGUUUGGUAGUCACUUACUUCCUAUCAGCCAACUAUUGUUCUGUAUAUUAACCAAAGUUACUUUUUAUGUUAGCACCUUGUAUUAUUGCAUUUAAACCAAACAUGCAGGUCAUAAGAAUUGAAGAAAAUGAUCACUAACUUGAGAAGUUCUCAACUGUUUGACAAAUUCUCCUUGUCAGCACCUUAGAGAGCAGUAUGGAGAAUAUACAUGUACUGUUGUUAGGGUGUAAAGGGUUGUAUAGGUAACCAUGAUCUGGGUAUUUUACCAGUACUCUUCACUCAUUUAUCAAGAUACAAACCAUAAUUUAUAGAGUUUUUUUUUCUGUCAGUCUGGUAGUACCCCUGAAGCAAAUCCACCAUUGCUAGCAUUGUGGAUGUCCAGAGAAAACAACACAUCAGCACAGGCCAACAGUGGUUAUACUUCAACAAAGGGAGACAGCAGUAGUGGGCAGAAGAUCAAGGAAUUCCAGACACCAUCCCGGAGAUCAAGGUAACUGGUUUCCUUGUCAUUUUGUAUCACUAUUCAAAUUAAUUUGAUUUCUGCCUGUUUUGCUGUAAGUUGGUAAUAAAAUAUAUAUCUUUUUUGUAGACGACUUCUUCGCAAAUGCAACAAAUCCAAGAUGAAACUUCUGAAACAGGACCUGGAACUUCUUGUACUUCCAGCAGAGAAAACAGGUUAAAAUGGGGACUGAGACUCCAUUAAUAGAAUGUAUAGCAUGGCUAUCAAGACCUUAUUUUAUUAAGUCUAUUUUUCAGAAUGUUUCCUAUUAUGGCAGUUGUUUCUAUUGGGGUUUCACGUAAUGCUGUUGUUAUUAUUAUCAUUAAUGGUACUGUUAUUAUUGAUAUCAUUGUUUUCAUUAUUAUCAUUUUUAUCAUUAUUUUUUUUUUUCUUUACAGAAGAGGAAGCUACAAUUAGGAAGGAGAGUUCAGAAAAUUCAAGGUAUAUUAAGCUUAUCUUAUAAUAUUUUUUCAGAGAAUCUAUUGCAUAGAGUUCAGCUCCACAAAAUUUCUUUUUCCUCUCUUUCUUGCAGUGAAAUGCAACAAAAAGCCAGCAAGGGCACUGGAGAAGUAAAUCAUGGUGUAAAAGUAAGGGGAUCUGAAAGCUUAGAGGUCUUUGAGAACUGGGACACUGAUGAAGAUGAUCUGAUUCUUAGCCAGAUAGAGAUUCCUGUUUUUAAAAAUGCUAUUCCAGAAACACAAGUUAUGACUAGCACACAAUUCUUGAGCAGUGGAGGAGAAAUGCAGCAAAACAAUGAGUUAGGGCAGCCACCACUUACCAGAAAUCACAGAAUUAAUGCAAAUGUAGAUACCAUCGAUAGUAUUGUUACAGAGAGUUGGGAUUUUGUUAACGAUGACACAGAUGAUGACUACAUUCUUCAGACUGCUCUUGAGGAUGUUGAAAAAUCCCAGCAAGUUACCAUUCCAACUGUCAGGAGAGUGUCACAGUUGUACAUAAAACCUGAUAUGCUCAAUGUUAAUGAGGAAAAAAUAAAGGAUUUGUGUGGUACAGGAAAUGCUCUUGUAAAAAACAAGAGUGACAUUACCAGGUCAAAGAACCAAUGUUUUAGACUGCAGAAUAAUCCCAUUCUACAAGUUCAAAGCACAAGAAAAAGGGACCAUUCUUUUGUGCAUCACUCUUCACUCCAAAGCAGUACUACUCUACAAACAAAAAAAUUCACAACUACACAUCAAAAUAAGUCUGAUCUAAAGAUUACCACCAGUGUCACCCUACCACAAAAAAGAGCAGUACAACAACAUACAAUCUGCCAGGAGAUUAACACUAACAAUCAAGAAUUCAUGACACCACACAGCAACAAACCAGAAGGAAGUACACAAAGUGAGUAUUUCUUGUGUGAUAACAUGUGUUUCAAGAAUACUUCAGUCUACUUAACAAAGUAGAUUCCAUGUUACUGUGCAUCUGUUCAGUGAUAGAUCACAGUUGACAUCAACAUGUGGUAAGAACAAAAAGGGGCACACAUGGGUAGCUGAUUGUAUUGGUAACGUUCUUAUCACAGUUAGGUCUUUGCUGAUCUACACUGUACUGCUGUUGAGGUCCCUGGGGCUACAUGGGAUCUACUUGUUUUGAAUAAUAAAGGAGCAAAAAAGUGUUAAUUGUGUUAAUUUACAGACAUGCAUCUUUCCCAAUUGAUGAUAAGUAAGUACCAAUCAAAAUGCAUGCAUAAUUCAGCUUAUUAUUUAUAAAAGAAAAUGAUAACUCUCUGUGGGUGUCUAUUUUCCAACUCGGAUACCCUCUAGGAGAUAGGGUUUGAGAGAAAAAUCACAAUGGUGGAAUUUUUCCCACUGCAUUUGUUCACUUUUUCAUCUGUCCACACUAACUUCCCCCUUACUGCCUGGUUUUGAAGGUCAAAUAUUCUGUUUAUAUUCAUUAAAUUUGCCUGUGUCUGGCACCAGAUCAGUAGAGUUAAUUAAGGAACAAAUUUGCCCUGGCUAUUCAUUGGUCAUUGGUCAUUGGUCAUUGGUCUAUUGUGAUAAAGUUUGACUUUUAUGAAUUUGUGAUUGAAAUGAUUUUUCUCCUGCUUUUAAGGAGGUUCCAAGACAGCUAAAUACUCCAAGGAAGAGAUAGAAAGGAAAAAAUUGGCUGCUCAAUGUCGCCGGCGGCAAAAAAUGGCACAGUUAAGUGAACUCAAACAGUAA